Gorilla gorilla gorilla (western lowland gorilla) is the source of this 3139-nucleotide messenger RNA. It is a transcript of the gene DCDC1, whose product is annotated as doublecortin domain containing 1. Gene Ontology annotation, molecular function: microtubule binding. The transcript has 21 exons. The record is from RefSeq and is a predicted model, not a curated record. Gene Ontology annotation, biological process: intracellular signal transduction; regulation of mitotic cytokinesis. The coding region runs from base 239 to 2980 and encodes 913 amino acids. Gene Ontology annotation, cellular component: midbody. Lineage: Eukaryota; Metazoa; Chordata; Mammalia; Primates; Hominidae.
GUUUCUGGCCGACCUGUUGUGGCCGUGGCACAGCUCAGAAGCGACGCUCCGCCCACCCCGACGCGGUCUCUAUGGUAACCGGUCACCGCUUCUAUGGAGUGGCGUUUACUACCAAUUGCAAAUAAGAAAAUUCCAGAUUCCAUUCCAAGAUGGCCAAAUAGGAACAGCUCCAGCCUGCAGCUCCCAGUGUGAUUAAUGCAGAAGACGGGUGAUUUCUGCAUUUCCAACUAAGCUGAAAAUGGCAAAAACAGGAGCAGAAGAUCACAGAGAAGCACUAUCUCAGUCUUCCUUAUCCCUCUUGACUGAAACAAUGGAAGUAUUACAGCAAAGUAGCCCUGAAAGCACUUUGGAUGGGAAUACUGUAAACCCAAUUUACAAAUAUAUUUUGAAUGAUUUACCAAGAGAGUUUAUGUCAUCCCAGGCAAAAGCAGUUAUUAAAACUACUGAUGAUUAUUUGCAGUCUCAGUUUGGCCCCAACAGACUUGUGCAUUCAGCAGCAGUAUCAGAAGGGUCAGGACUUCAAGAUUGCUCCACACAUCAAACAGCAUCAGAUCACAGCCAUGAUGAAAUAUCAGACCUAGAUAGCUACAAAUCAAACAGUAAAAACAAUUCUUGUUCUAUAUCAGCAUCCAAGAGAAACAGACCUGUCAGUGCUCCAGUGGGUCAACUGAGGAUUGCAGAGUUCUCUUCUUUAAAAUUUCAGUCAGCCCGGAAUUGGCAGAAAUUGUCUCAAAGACACAAACUUCAACCAAGAGUGAUUAAAGUAACAGCUUACAAAAAUGGAUCUAGAACAGUCUUUGCCAGAGUUACUGUACCAACCAUCACCUUGCUGCUGGAAGAGUGCACAGAAAAGCUGAAUCUGAACAUGGCCGCAAGACGAGUGUUCUUGGCAGAUGGCAAGGAAGCCCUCGAACCUGAAGAUAUACCCCAUGAAGCCGAUGUUUAUGUUUCAACGGGAGAGCCCUUUUUAAAUCCAUUCAAAAAAAUUAAAGACCAUCUGUUGUUAAUGAAGAAAGUAACUUGGACAAUGAAUGGGUUGAUGCUUCCUACUGAUAUCCAAAGACGGAAACCCAAGCCUGUUCUUUCUAUUAGAAUGAAGAAACUUACUGAGAGGACCUCAGUCCGAAUUCUGUUCUUUAAGAAUGGCAUGGGGCAGGAUGGGCAUGAGAUUACAGUGGGAAAAGAAACAAUGAAAAAGGUUUUAGAUACUUGCACAAUAAGAAUGAAUCUAAAUUUACCAGCCAGAUAUUUUUAUAAUUUGUAUGGCAGAAAAAUUGAAGAUAUUUCAAAAGUUCCUCUGCUUGAAAAAUGCCUGCAAAAUUCCAUCACACCUUUGCGAGGACCACUUUGGGUCUCUAAGGGAGAAGGUUUCAGCCCCUCAGGAGCUAAGAUGUACAUCCAAGGAGUUCUUUUGGCCCUGUACCAACGAUUAAAGUCUGCAAAAAAAUAUUAUAAACAGUUGAACCUGGUCAUGAAUGAACAGAAGGAGAAAAUUACAGAAAAAGUCAUUCUUUCAAUGACGGCAAAGGAACACCAUAAGGAACAAGAAGAAGUGAGCAGGCUGAUUGAUGAAUUGCAGACAGCUAUCAAAAGUAACAGAGGUCAUCUCUGUAAACUUGGCCCCCAAUUACAGGCUGAGCAGGAGCAAUUCUCCUCUUAUGUCUACCAACACAUUAAAAGCCUUCCAGCAAACACGCUUGUCCCAGGAGGCCUGCAGCUUAAGGUAUUUGAAAAUGGUAAAAACACUGGAGAGAUCUCUGUUCGUAUCAGUAAAAAAGAUUUGGGAUCGGAUAGCCCAAUUCAAACUGACCAUAUGAUGGAAAGAUUACUUCUCAAGAUUCAUCAAAGGCUUCAAGGUUCUUCCAUCAACCCACCAGGCCUCAAUUAUUCUUCAAUGCGGCUUUUUGAUGAGAAUGGCCAAGAAAUUAAGAAUCCACUUUCGCUGAAGAAUGAGCAAAAAAUUUGGGUCUCUUAUGGUAGAGCAUACAGAUCUCCACUAAAUCUUGCUUUGGGUUUGACCUUUGACCGAGUGAGUGCAUUUGCCAGAGGUGACAUCGUGGUUGCAUAUAAGACCAUUUUGGAUCCUAAUGCUGUUCUGCUACCUGGAUGUGGCAAUUGGGAAGUUUGUGAGGGAUUUCCAAUUAAUUUCAACUGUACCAGUCAACAGAUACCUGACCAGUUUGAAAAGGUGGACUUGGAGAACCAUUUUCUACAGAACAAGGUAGAUCCCAAUAUUGUCCUUCAUGCCUCUGUUUCCAUUGGAAAGUGGAGUUUCUCAGGCAGUGAAGCAAGCAGCAGGAGUCAAAUAGCGCCAUCGAUCCUGUGGCCUGUAGCCAGUGUGUGGCUGAUCACCAAGACUGGAAUGAUCCUGAGCCGAGCAACAACUCAGGGCUGCCUGGCUAUUGGUCAUCCUAUCAGAGUCAAGGCUGCUGAGGGAACAUCACUAGAAGGAUAUAAAUUAAUCUUACAGAAAAGACAUAGUGGAGAUGAAUCUCAGAAGUGGGUGUUUGGAACUGAUGGUUGCAUUUAUUCAAAGGCUUAUCCUCAGUUUGUUCUGACCUACCUAGAGGAGCUAAAUGCACAAGUAGAUGUGACCCAGACAGAGUAUCACAUUCACCAUGGUGCCUGGACCACAGCUCAUCAGGAACAUGGCAGAAACUUAGCAGAAGAGGUUUUGCAAGAAAGUGCCAGCAACCCUGGUCUGAAGCAACUGCCAGAACCCUCAGACACCCAUUUAAUGCCAGAAGGUUCUCUUGAGGAGACGGGGCAGCUGACAGUAGCACUGGUGAGGAAACUGGAAGAGAAACAUCCUAAGGCUUCUGCUCAGAGGUGGGCCAUAAAACAUGAAGGAACCAGUAAGCCAGGCCAGUGGAAACAUUCUAGAGUUGAAAAUCCUCUAUGGAACAAGCUUACCUAUAUGUGGCCUGUCCUUCCCAGCGGCCAACUUAAUGAGGUUGUUAGCUUAAGAGAUGGUCAUUGAGACUUACUUUAAGGCCCAGUUGUGUGGUCAAAUUCCUGACAACUUCCAUAUAGCUUUUGAAUUGCAGCUGUUAGGUGCAAGAUAUCAAACUUGCUAAUUCUGUUGUUCUAUCAAUUAAUUAGAAAGAUGUGUUUAAGUCUCCCAUUAUGGAGAUGAACU